CAAAAAACUAAAGUAGUUAUCGUUUUCUCUUUCCAUUUCAUGGUAGUUUUUCCGUAGCUUCACGUGCAACUCUUUUACAGAGCAGCCGCGAGAGCAGCCGCGAGAGCAGCCGCCCUCUUGCUGUUCGACGAAAUGCCUGAGAAAUGGUCUCACACAUUGCGGUUCCAAAUCUUUAUAUUCCAUUCCCGCAGUUGAAUACCCCAUAUGUCCCUUCACUUGGUUUCGUGUGUAGGCCCCUGUUAAAUGUCUGUUGUCCUCCUAAACCUAAAACUCUUAGCGUUGAAGCGGCGAAAGCCAUGGGCGUAUUUGGAAUUCUCCAGAGGAAGAGGAGAAGUGAGGGCUUUGAUCGGUGUUGUUGUUCUACAGAGUUGGUGAGUGAUGGUGACGGAGAGCUGGAAGCUAGAAUUUUGGAAUUCAUGGAGAAAUCGGAAAAUUCAAAGGCGUUUCCAACUAGGAAAGAGUUGGAGAAAGCCGAAAGGUUUGAUUUGGUUGAUGCCAUUAGGGAUAGAGGAGGUUGGUUUGUUCUUGGUUGGGAUUCAGGAAAUGAAGGACAGGUAGUAGAAAAUGAAUCCGAAACCUUGGACAUUGAUUUUGAAAUCCAGAAACUUCUAAGCAGAAUGAGUUCUCAAGAAAGUGCACAUUUUGCACACAAAGAAAUAGAGUCUGCAAUGUUUGAAGACAAUAACGUCGGGUCCACUGCAUUUGAUUAUUCUUCCCAGAGUGCCCCUCAUCCAGCUUAUUCCUCACUGGAAAUAAUAGAAACUGAAUCUGACAGAAGUGAUGGAAUUGAGGGGAUACUAAGUCGAUUAGAAAAAGAGAGGAAUUCUUCCCUUGGUAUCAAUUUUGGAAAAUAUAAAAAAGGAGAUCAUGCUUCCAGCAUGGAUGAACCCAAUAAUCAGAACAACUCCUUUGCCACUGUUUCUGCUGCUGAGGUUGAUUUUAGUCAUAAUAGAGAAGAUGAAAGAAGAGUGUCAAUAGAUAGUGUAGAUCCUCCGGCACAAAUAGCUGUUUACGGUUUGCAUGGGCAAAGUGGUAACAACAAUAAUAGCAUUAGAACUCGUCUUCAGCACCUAGAAAUUGCACUUUCUUCUGCCCUUCAGUUGCUAAGCUCCAAAAGUGAUGAAAACGCACCAAGAGAGGCUACUGAAAGCUCUCCCAGUGAUCUGCAUAAGCUUUCUGAUGCAUUGGAAUUCCAGGAGAAUGAAUUGAUGGAUUCUCAGGAGAGAUUGAGGUCAUUACGCGCAAAUCUAGCUUUGUUUGAGGGAAAAAUGGGAUUAGCAAUCAUUGAUACCCAAAAGGUGGUGGAAGCAAAGCAGAAAAGGAUCAAUGGUGCUCAUAAAGCUUUGCAAAUUCUUCGUGAUGUCCACAUUAUUUGGCCCAGUGCUGCUUCAGAAGUUUUACUCACUGGGUCUUUUGACAGUUGGGCAACACAGAGGAAGAUGGACAAGUCAAGUACAGGUAUUUUUUCUGUGUGCUUAAAGCUUUAUCCAGGCAGAUAUGAGAUAAAGUUCAUUGUUGACGGAGAAUGGAGGAUUGAUCCUUUACGCCCCACCACACAAAACCACGGACAUGAAAAUAAUCUACUCAUGAUUACAUGAAAGUUAAGCCCGCCUUUGAAAUACUUAUUAUUUAGUAAGGUCUUAUUAAGAAUUCAACCUUUGUAGGUGUGGGUAAUUAGUUGAAUAAUCAUUAUACAAUGGAAUGCAUUCCCAGUGCCAAGAGAUGGACUCCAUGGAAAGUGCUUUGCAUGGAAACAACAAAAUGCCCUCUUAGAGAAUGUCAUCUUAAUGGUUUCUUUUAUUAUUUCUGUAGCACAAGUUUUACUAAUAUGAAAUUGUUCUUUAA
Cuscuta epithymum is the source of this 1845-nucleotide messenger RNA. The record is from the annotation of a GenBank genome assembly. NCBI's taxonomy places the organism in Eukaryota, Viridiplantae, Streptophyta, Magnoliopsida, Solanales, Convolvulaceae.